Messenger RNA from Medioppia subpectinata, 1058 nucleotides. NCBI's taxonomy places the organism in Eukaryota, Metazoa, Arthropoda, Arachnida, Sarcoptiformes, Oppiidae. The record is from the annotation of a GenBank genome assembly.
UAAUUAUUGUAAUACAGAUUCGUGUCAACCAAAGAGAAAAUAAGCGUUAAAAUCACUUUAAAAUUACUUUAAAAUUAUGUGUAUUUUAUUCAUAAAAACAGUAGAAAAUGCAAAUUGUGGUGAAUAUAAGUUAGUUUUGGUCAAUAUUCGCGAUGAAUACUACGCCCGACCCACGAAACCGGUCUCCUUUUGGGACAAUCGCAACACUCGUAUAAUCGGUGGUCAAGACAUGGAUAAGGGCAGGGAAGGCGGGGCGUGGCUCGCGAUGAAUACAAACGGCAAAAUCGCUUCUUUGUUAAACAUUCUUCAGCCAAAGGAUGAGAUCAGUGCCGAUAAGAAGGGUCGAGGGUUUCUUGUGGUCGACUAUUUGGAAGGCAAUGAUUCGCCGAAAACAUAUUUGGAUCAAAUCAGCAAAGAUUCUUCAGAUUAUAACGGUUUCCGAAUGAUUGCCAUUCAUUUAAAGUCACAAUCAAUAGAGAUGUCCACGUAUUCUAACUUUGAUCUUAAAACAAUGCAAUUAAAUCCAGGAGUACACGCUUUCGGUAACAAUAAAAUGGAUCAAAAACUUUGGCCAAAAGUCCGAAUUGGAAAACAGAAAUUCGAAGAAAUAGUCGAUAAACACAAGAAUACAACUUCUAAAUCACAACUAAUUGAUGACAUUUUUGACUUCCUAUCAGACAAAUCGAUUUAUCCUUUGGACGAUCAGAUGAGAAGUCAAGGAAGAGAUAAAUCCAAAUCAUUAGAAAAACUGAAUGCUAUUCAUGUAGUGAUACCUGAGAACAAUUACGGCAGCAGAACGUGGACUAUAAUACUGGUCGAUAAUAAUUUAAAUGUGGAUUAUAUCGAGAAAACAAUGAAAGAGCCCAUCGAUGCGUCCAAAGACAUUGAAUGGAUAACGAAUUCGCAUACUUUUAAAAUCACUUAAUUUAUAUUAAUUCAUAUUUUUUAUAAAAGUUUAAAAUAUAAAUAUAUUUAUCAGAAGUAAAUAAGAAUUUAGACAUAAUAUGUUAGACGAGAAAAUAUUUAUAUAAAAUAAAAGUGAUAUUUAAAUAAUUGAA